Molecule: messenger RNA, 1518 nt
Organism: Nerophis lumbriciformis (worm pipefish)
Lineage: Eukaryota; Metazoa; Chordata; Actinopteri; Syngnathiformes; Syngnathidae
Source: RefSeq, a predicted model, not a curated record
AUGACGAUGUCCGUCCCGGAGAGGAAAUCGGGAUCUGAGGGAAAGGAGGAAGAGAGCGAGGAUGAAAGCGAGAUCCUGGAGGAAAGCCCUUGCGGACGAUGGCAGAAGCGAAAAGAACAGGUGAGCCAAGGGAAUGUCCCAGGUGUGGAAAGCGCCUCACUAGCCAUGGACACGGAGGAAGGGGUCGAGGUGGUGUGGAAUGAAGUGCUUUUCUCCGAUAAAAAAGUCUUCAAAGCGCAGGAGGAGAAAAUCAAAGAAAUGUUUGAGAACCUAAUGCAGGUGGAGCACCCAAACAUUGUCAAGUUCCAUAAAUAUUGGCUGGAUAUGAAGGAAAGCCAAGCUCGGGUCAUCUUCAUCACCGAGUACAUGUCGUCGGGCAGCCUCAAGCAGUUUUUGAAGAAAACCAAGAAGAACCACAAGACCAUGAAUGUCAAGGCCUGGAAAAGAUGGUGCACGCAGAUCCUCUCCGCCCUCAGUUAUCUGCACUCGUGCGAUCCACCAAUCAUCCACGGCAAUCUGACAUGCGACACCAUCUUCAUCCAGCACAACGGACUCAUUAAGAUCGGCUCAGUGUGGCAUCGACUUUUUGUUAACGUAUUCCCGGAUGCUAACGUCCAUGGCAAAGGGAGGCAACAUCGUGACGAGCAGCGGAACCUUCAUUUUUUUGCGCCAGAAUAUGGAACCGGCGAAGAUGACUACGCCAUUGACAUUUUCUCCUUUGGCAUCUGCGCUCUGGAGAUGGCAGUGUUGGAGAUCCAAGCUAACGGUGACGCCGCUGUUUCCAAGGAGGCCAUCGUCAAUGCAGGGCAAUCGCUCGAAGACCCUCUCAUGAGAGAGUUCACGCAGUCGUGUUUGCGCCCUGACGCCAAACUCCGUCCGACUGCUCACGACCUUCUCUUCCACCGCGUCCUGUUUGAGGUUCACUCCCUCAAACUGCUAGCUGCCCACUGCCUCAUUAACAACCAGUACUUGCUUCCUGAGAACUGCGUAGAAGAGAGGACCAAGUCCUAUGACCCCAAUGCCAUCAUGGCAGAGAUUAAGCAUGAAGAUAGGCUGGGAGUUCAACUAAAGUACUCCCAUGUGUCCCCUUUGGAGCUGGACAAGUUCCUGGAGGACGUCAAAAAUGGGAUUUACCCCUUGAUGAACUUCGCCUCGACCCGGCCGCAUCCCGUCCCUCGAGCACUUUCCUUGUCUCAGGAGCAAGUGGAGACGGUCAAAACGCCUACGCCGGAACCACAGGAGACUGAGAGCAGAAAAGUCAUUCAAAUGCACUGCAGCUUGGAGUCCAAUGAGGAAGGGACCAAAACUCAUCUGUCGUUAUUUCUCAAAAUGGAUGACAAACUCCACCGGCAACUUAGCUGCGACAUCCUUCCAACCGAUACGUCCAAAGACCUUGCCGGCGAACUUGUUCACUACGCCUUCAUUAAUGAGGAGGACAUUGAGAAGGUGGCAGUGUUUCUUGAAGAUGCCAUCAAGCGACACCGGGUACGAGUUCUGCCCUCCGGAAGCAUGCAGUGA